AUGUUGAAAUUGUGUUUGCUCUAUUUGCUUCUGAACAUUGCACUACUGGUCACCAGUGUCAUGCACCCUAGAUGCUUUUGGAGGAUGAAGCUGAGUGAAGACAAGGAUGCAGACUUGGUUACAUGUUAUAUUUUCUUCCUUCAGCUCUGGCAAGGUAUAAUGGAUAUAGAUUUUUUCAACAAGCGUUUGGAUUUACAAAAACCAACAAAAAACUAUCGGUAUGCAUUGGCCUUUUCUUUUGCAAUUGAUGAAGUCAACAAGAACCCUGAUAUUUUACCAAAUAUAUCUUUAGCAUUUGGAAUUAAUGCAGAUGGUUGUAAGACUGUGUUUGAAAUAUACAAGGAGACUCAAUCUUCUAAGUAUAAGUAUGAUCGUGCCCCUAAUUAUGUCUGUACUCAAGAGACUGUGUGUUCAGUGAUGCUUUCAGGACCAAACUGGGCAGUUUCUGCAAUAAUUGCACAAGCCAUGGGCCUUUUAACUUCUCAAAAGGUUCUUCUGCUUACCUAUGGACCCUUCCAUCCUAUCCUGAGUGAGAGUGAACAAUUCCCAUAUCUGUAUCAGAUGGCACCAAAAGACACAUCUCUGGCUCUGGCAAUGGUCUCCCUCAUACUUCACUUCAACUGGAAUUGGGUUGGGCUGGCCAUCUCAGACAAUGAUGAGGGCAUACAAUUUCUCUCUUAUUUAAGAAGAGAGAUGGAAAAAAGUAUACUUUGCUUUGCCUUUGUGAACAUGAUCCCAGUCGAAUUGCAUUUAUACAUAUCAAGAGCUGAAGUGUAUUAUAAAGAAAUAGUGACCUCAUCCACAAAUGUUGUUAUCAUUUAUGGUGACACAGACAGUACUCUAGCUGUGAGCUUUAGAAUGUGGGAAUCUCAGGGUAUACAGAGAAUAUGGGUCACCACCUCACAGUGGGAUGCCACUACAAAUAAGAAAGACUUCACACUUGGCUUACAACAUGGGACUAUUGCUUUUGCACACCACCAUGCUGAGAUUUCUGGUUUUAAAACUUUUGUUCAGACAUUGAACCCUGUCAAAUAUUCAAAUGAAUACCUGGCUAAGCUGGAGUGGAUGAAAUUUAACUGUGAAGCCUCAACUUCUAUGUGUAAGACACUGAAAAACUGCUCAUCCAAUGCCUCAUUGGAAGCUCUAAUGAUAGAAACUGUUGACAUGGCCUUUGGUGAUGAGAGUUAUGGCAUAUACAACGCUGUGUAUGCUGUGGCCCAUGCCUUCCAUGAGUUACUUCUUCAGACAAUGGACAAUUGGAAAGUACACAUUUUUAACUGCUCAAAGAUGCAUUCCAUUCUUAGGAAGACCCAAUUCACUAAUCCUUCUGGGGACAGAGUGAAUAUGAACAAGAAAGAAAACCUGGAGGCAGAGUAUAACAUAUUCCAGAUUUUGAAUUUUCCACAGGGUCUUGGAUUUAAGGUCAAGAUAGGAAAAUUUAGCCCAUAUUUUCUGCAUGGUCAACAGCUCCAUUUAUAUGAAGACGUCUUAGAGUGGGCCACAGGAAACAGACAGAUGCUGCCCUCUGUGUGCAGUUCUGAUUGUGGUCCUGGAUUCAGAAAAUUCUGGCAGGAGGGAAUGUCAGACUGCUGUUUUGAUUGCAAUCCCUGCCCAGAAAAUGAAGUUUCUAAUGAGACAAAUGUGGAUCAGUGUACGUCCUGUCCAGAGGAGCAGUAUGCCAAUUCUGAGCAGAACCAUUGCAUUGACAAAGUUGUGAUCUUUCUGAACUAUGGAGACACCUUGGGGAUGGCUCUGGUCUUAAUGGCCACAUGCCUCUCUGCAUUCACAUUUGUGAUUCUUGGGGUUUUUGUUAUACACCAAGACACUCCAAUUGUGAAGGCCAAUAACCGGAAUCUGAGUUACACCUUGCUCAUCUCACUCGUCGUCUGCUUCUUGUGUCCCUUGUUGUAUAUUGGCCAUCCCAACUCAGCCUCAUGCAUUCUGCAGCAAAUCGUUUUUGGAGUGGCAUUUACUGUGGCGGUUUCCACUGUUUUGGCCAAAACAGUUACUGUGGUUCUGGCUUUCAAAAUCACAAACCCUGGAAGAAGGAUGAGGUACUACCUGGUUUCAGGAGCACCCAAGUACAUCAUUGCCAGCUGUACAAUCAUCCAAACUAUUCUCUGUGCAAUCUGGCUUGGGAUUUCACCUCCCUCUAUUAAUACUGAUGCUCACUCUGAGCAUGGUCACAUCAUCAUUAUGUGUGACAAGGGCUCAGUUACUGCUUUCUACAUUGUCUUGGGAUACCAUGGCACUCUUGCCUUAGGGACCUUCAUUGUGGCUUUCUUGGCCAGGAAUCUACCUGACACAUUCAAUGAGGCAAAGUUGCUGACAUUCAGCAUGCUCUUGUUCUGCACUGUCUGGGUAGCCUUUCUCCCUGUCUAUCAUAGCACCAAGGGCAAAUUCAUGGUGGCUGUGGAGGUCUUCUCCAUCUUGGCUUCCAGUGCUGGCUUGCUGGGAUGCAUAUUUAUCCCCAAGUGUUACAUAAUUUUGAUAAGACCAGAGAGAAAUUCUCUUAAAAAAUUAAAGGAAAAAGCAUCUUCCUGA
This is a messenger RNA of Cricetulus griseus (Chinese hamster), 2544 nucleotides long. NCBI's taxonomy places the organism in Eukaryota, Metazoa, Chordata, Mammalia, Rodentia, Cricetidae. The record is from RefSeq and is a predicted model, not a curated record.